Molecule: messenger RNA, 533 nt
Organism: Colletotrichum acutatum
Lineage: Eukaryota; Fungi; Ascomycota; Sordariomycetes; Glomerellales; Glomerellaceae
Exons: 1
Coding region: 117-401 (94 amino acids)
Source: RefSeq, a predicted model, not a curated record
CAGUUUCGAGGAAGAAGUUCGUCUGCCAGUUGUGGUGCGAAUACCUGCUCUGGUGACUACUUAGCUUGGUGGGGUGAAUCUUGCCCUACUUAUUUUGAGUUUAGGCCAGGAAAGACAUGAACAUCCGAUAUGGUGUAGUGGCCAACAUGAUGCCCUCUCAUCUCAGUGAGAGGUUAGGCAUAGCCCCGAGUUCGAUUCUCGGUUUCGGAAUUCUUUUGCCAUUUUCACGUACUAUGUUGUUGUUGAGCGUGAUCUUGACUUAUUUUUCAUCUUCAUGUUGUCAACUUGACAUUAUUUUGCUAUUAUUCGCCCGAAUGAGCGUUUUUUUUUUUGUCGGUGCUGCACUGCCAUUGUGCGAUGCCCUCGCAUUGUCCUACAACGCUGGGUACGUGCGCUCUUGACAGAUAGACAUCUUUGAUGACAUACAACAACAAGAUGCAAUUUACGCACAGCUCUCUGCUAGCACUUACUUGUCAAAGUUAAGCAGCCGCCCGUCAGUGGUUACCUUUCCUAGCAGCGCCGUCACAGAGUUA